AUGCUAACUUCUGACUGGCAAUGGUUGGCUUCAGAGGCUAUUGGGAGCUGGGGCACGCAUCUGGACACGCUGCCCAAAGGCUUCAUGCGUUGGAAUCCCAUAUCGAAGGGACCGAAGUAUUCGCAGUUCGAAGCCUUGUGGGCCUCCAUGACGGUGGAUGAUGUGGUGGGCACCGCAGCAAGGGACAGGUAUAAACUGAACAACUUGCGAGUGUCCAUUGAAGAUGCCAAGGCGGCGCCUCUCACAGAAUCAGUCUUCGACAAUGUUGAGAUCCGCAGCUACAGUACCCUACUCUUCGACGCAUGUUAUGCCUUCAUUUUUGCCAUCAACGCGCUGCUGAACAGCGGAACUGAGCUGCAGAACAUCAAGGAAGAGCUUUUGCUGAACCAGUUGAAGCUGAGCCGGUUCGAGGGCAUUUCAGGACUGGUGAGUUUCAACGAGAACGGUGACCGCUUGGCAGCCUAUGAGCUGAUGAACUACCAGCCCACAGGAUGGAAUGUGAUCGGGACCUUCAGCGCAGCCACUGGCCAGCUGAAUUUUGACACGGCGCCCUACUGGCAGUUUGGUGUGUCGUCCUUGAUGCCUCCCUCGGAGAAGACCAGCUGUGCUUCCGGGUACUACAAGGAGGUGCAGUCCCACCGGUGCUUCCCAUGUCCUCGGGGAUUUUACUGCAAUGGUGCUGCGCCCCAGCAAUGCUUCCGAGGACAUUUCUCCAACAGCAACGGCGCCAGCUUCUGCCGCCGCUGCGCCAAUGGCACCUUCGCAGCUGACCUGGGCUCGACGAAGUGCAUCAGCUGUCCCCCGGGGUUCUUCGGCGCAACGGAAGGGCUCGAGGCAUGCAAGAAGUGUCCGAAAGGACAGUAUAUGCCGUCCUAUAAAGCCCUGAGCUGCAUCAGCUGUGGCAUGGACAUGGAGACCGAGGAGAGUGGCGCACAAGCCCUGGCGGAGUGUCGUUGUGCCGAGGGCUCCUUCCUUUGCAACGGCAGCUGCCUCCCGUGCCCCAAAGGCCUCCGGUGCCCGGCGGGGCUGGAGCUGCCCCAGCAGCAGCCUGGCUACUGGACGCCCAGCAGGGCGGAGUUGGCCGACUGCAGCUUCCAGGUGCUGCAGUGUCGCAACAGCCUGGAAUGCCCUGGCCACUCCGUGCUGGGCGCCUGCGCUGAACAUCGGCAGGGCGUAGCAUGUAACAACUGCAAGGAAAACUACUUCCCCAGGAUGAUGGCACAUGCGCCCGUUGUGGCCCCGUGGAUUAUUUGCCAGCCCUUCUGUGCGUCCUGGGCUGCUUGA
Molecule: messenger RNA, 1284 nt
Organism: Cladocopium goreaui
Lineage: Eukaryota; Dinophyceae; Suessiales; Symbiodiniaceae
Source: the annotation of a GenBank genome assembly